UUCCCAGCGUCGUCAGGCCAGCAAGAGGGACAAACGGAAGGGACAAGUCGUAGUAGAAGUGGGAGGAGUCUGUUUGUUGACAUCAGACCCAAAACCAAUACAUCAGAUGAACGACGACUGGCGAUAAUAACUCCAUUUAUCGCCGCUUUCGAGACGUAACACCUUGGCGAAGAGCUAAGGUAGAGCUCUCCACGGCGGCUCGUCCGCGUUCCCAGCACUGACUUGACUCUUGGCGGCGUUUUCACGCGGGUUUGUACGUAGCGUGUUAGCCACAUCGGCUAAGUUUGCUAACAUUGCAGGGAAAGUCAUCGCUAGCCGGACAGCUAACACAAGCUGCAACACACCGCUGCUCUGCCCUGCCGGCUACUGCCAGCAUAACUUAGACUAACAACUUCUACUUCUAUUGGGGGAGAAUUGUGAACAAGUAGGUUCCCUGCGCUGCCAAGUGUUGGAUCUGAGCUACCGAAGAGGCAAACAUGGCAGCCAAGGCAGGAGACAACCCAGACAGCCUCAUGACUUUGGCAACCGUGUUCUGCUUGAGGAACCUAAAAAAGACCAUGUGCUAUCAGGGUUUGAGGAAUAAGCUUUGCCUGCGCUCUGACAUCUUUCUUCCGAGUGAAAUCUGUGACAAAUUGGUUAACGUAUACAUGGAUCUGGUCCACACAGACAGUAACUUCGAACCAAAGGAGAGCUUCUUCCAACUUUUUGCAGACCCACGGAGCACCAGGCUGACCAGGAUACAGCUAAAGGAAGAUAUCGUCUGUGACAGAGACUUGGAAGCCAUUAAAAAACAGGACCUGAUUGAGCUUCAUCUUAGCUACUGCAACAGUCUGUCAUCCCGCAGCCUAAAAACAUUGACAUGCUUCCGUGAGACGUUGGUCUCCCUUUGUCUUUUUGGCUGCAGUCUCAUCUUCUACAGGAAGGGCGGUGCCCCACUUGCCUUCAAUGAAGAUACUGAGGAUGAGGGGGAGAGCCCUAUUUCUAGGCAAGCAUUAGAGACUGACUUUAACUUCCAGGGGUUCAACCGCCUACGAUUGCUCAACUUGGGUGGCCUACCAGAUGAGGUGGAUGCGGAAAACCUGCUUAAACCCUUGAAGUCACUCAGCUCACUAGAUCUGUCUAAUGUUCACUUACUGGGAACAGCUUUUCUAACUCAGUGGAAAGACAGACUAGCAUAUCUUGUUCUCUACAAUGUGGAUCUUUCAGAGGAGUUGGUCAAUACUGUGGAGGAACUUGUCAAUCUCAGGCAUCUUGACAUCUCACGUGAGAGCAGGAGGACCUCCAAGUUUAAGAUGAGCAGGAAAAUAUUGAGCGCUAUCGUGCAGAGACUGGUCAAUCUGAUUUCACUGGACAUCUCAGGUCACGUAAUGCUCGACAACUGCACCGUUUCGCCUUGUGAAGAAGCUAUGGGUCGACCGAGCAAUGAACCAUGCAAGAGCAGUAUCUACCCUUUCAAAGAGCUGAAGAGGCCCUUGCAGUUUUUGGGUUUAUACGACACUACCCUUUGUAAUGUGACGCACAUCCCUGCUUAUAAGGUGACUGGAUCAAAGAAUGAGGACCAGGUUCUAAAUGCUAUUGAAGCUUACACAGAGUUUCGCCCUGAGUUGGCUCAUAGAGCCAUCAAUCAACUGUUUGACAUUGCCAGGAUACAACACUGCAGCCAGCUGCUCCGAGCAUUGCAACUUGUCAUAGCAGCAUUAAAGUGCCAUAAAUUUGAUAAGAGCAUUCAGGUGACGGGCAGCGCUGCACUUUUCUACCUGACCAACACAGAAUAUCGCAGUGACCAAAGUGUGCGACUUCGCAGAGAGGUCAUUCAAGUGGUGUUAAAUGGAAUGGAGCAGUACCAGGAAGUCACUGUUCAAAGGAAUUGCUGCUUAACUUUGUGUAACUUCAGCAUUCCGGAAGAGCUGGAGUUUCAGUACAGUCGGGUAAACCAGCUGCUUCUAAAAAUCUUGGAGCCAGCAAGGCAGGACGAGUCCAUCCAGAGAAUCGCUGUGCAUCUCUGCAACGCUUUAGUUUGCCAGGUUGACAACCACCACAAGGAAGCUGUUGGAAAGAUGGGAUUUGUAAAGACAAUGCUGAACUUAAUACAGAAGAAGCUUCAGGACCGACUGUGCGACCAGGUGAUGGAGUUUUCCUGGAGUGCUCUGUGGAAUAUUACUGAUGAGACGCCUGACAACUGUCAGAUGUUCCUCAAUUGUCGGGGAAUGAAUCUGUUUCUCGAUUGUCUACAAGAGUUUCCAGACAAGCAGGAACUGCAUCGCAAUAUGCUGGGGCUUCUGGGUAAUGUUGCUGAGGUCAAAGCGCUACGGCCACAGCUCGUCACGCCACAGUUCAUCUCUGUAUUCAGUAAUCUACUAGACAGUAAGGCGGAUGGGAUCGAGGUGUCGUACAAUGCAUGUGGCGUGCUUUCCCACAUCAUGUUUGAUGGACCAGAGGUUUGGUCGAUGGAAGAGCCACUGAGGGACACAGUGAUGGACAAGAUGUGGGAUGCUAUUCAGAGCUGGGAUGUCAGCUCACGUCGCAAUAUCAACUAUAGGUCAUUUGAACCCAUACUGCGACUACUACCUCAAAGCAUCGCUCCUGUAAGUCAACACUGGGCCACGUGGGCUCUCUUCAACCUGGUGUCAGUUUAUCCAAGCAAGUAUUGUCCCCUGCUCAUAAAGGAAGGAGGAAUUUGUCUUCUGGAGAGAGUUUUGGAGUUGGAAAGUUCACACCCUGAUACUAAGGACAUGGCCCAGAAAGUCAUGGAGCAGUGUGAAAACUUCAAAGAAGAUCCAAUGGAAAUAAAUCAUGCUCAAGAGGUAAACUUGGGACAAAGAGGUUGACACGACUGGCAUUUCAGUAUCUGGCAGGCAUCAGUAAACCAACCUCAAGCUCCUCGUCAUCAACACAGUUGUCAAUGUGUGCAUUUUUCGUCUUCUUACGAUUCAUUUGUUAUGGUUGGCACAUCUGUGUCUCUAACCUUUUUUUCAGCAGUUUGGACUGAAAGAGGUUAAGACACGGUGCAUGGUGUUUCUACCUUCGCUGCUCAUAAGAGUCUUCUCAGUCGUGACUUGGGGUGUGGAUUAUGUGUGUGAAAUAUUUCUUCAUAGAACAUAGCAGCUGGAUUGAUUCUUGGUUCUCAAUGGAAGGAAAGUGGCACCUCCACAGUGCGUACCCAUUACCGUGUGGCGUUGAACAUAUGGCAAAAACCAUUGGUGCAGCGUCAGCCAUUUUCUCCUGUGUGCAGUGAUGAUGAGCCGAUAUGCAAGUAGGUUGAUGUUGGCUGGAGGGAAGUCUCUCCAUGUGUACUUUUUUGUUGUAUAUUUUGUAAAUAUAAUGUUUCCUUUUACUGUAUAUGUUUUAUAAUAUAACUGUAAACACUCAAGGCUAUACCCUCUAUUUAAAUUCUUUAGGUUUAGCUGGCAAAUGGUCAGUGUUCAGAAAGUUUAUGUAGAAAAUUAAUUCAAAUGUAACCUCAACUCCCCUUCAUAUCGUUUUAUGUAAUGCUGUCCUUUAACUACAUUCACUUAAGACACAGUGAACAGCCAUGACUGGUAAGCCAGGAGCAUAAAUUAUUCCAACAACGUAAAAGCAGAUUGUCCAUCAAUAUUAUUUAAAAAAUAUUUUGGUUUAAGACACUUUGUUUUUGUCAUGAACGGUGACACAAAUAAUUUAACAUCGACCAUUAAGAGGAAGAACUAACUGUCCAAAUACUUGGCAAGCUAAUGUCAUUAUGUUACACAUUUUACAAUGUAGAAAAACUCAUGAUAAUCAAAUCAAACACUGAGCCCCAUUCGGAAAUGCGUAAUGUAAGUUUUUAUAUAAAAUACAGUAGAAUACCAUGCUUACCUACUGAUCUAGCGCAUUCAUGUGAUACAACAAGAAACACGAACAUUCAACCUCUGAUUGUUUUCUUUAUACCAACAAAACACACUUUAUUUAGUGCUGUCAGGCGAUUAAGAUAUUUAACCCGCUGGGGAAUUUAAAUUUCAAUUAACGUACCUUUAAAGACAAAGGUUGUAAAAAAAAAAAAAAAAAACAUUGAUAUGUUGUCUUUUUUCUUUUUUUUACUUUUUUUGCGCAAAUGUCUCUCAAUAAACUUUAGUCCUAAAAAAAAAAAAUCGUGCAAGUGAUGUUUUAAAUUUUGUAUUUGACCGUUGUGAAAGCCUUGUGGUCAGAUAAUGUCUCAGGCUUGCGUUAGUAAAACUACACGUUGAGCAAAUGUGUACCAAUUGAAAACGGUUACAUAAUUUGAUCAAAAGGCUUUUAAACAGUUAAAUAAAUGCCCUUUGAAAAAUGAAAGACUCGGCGUAUUGUUGAAUAACUCUGUAUUGUACACCUCUAAAAGAAUUAGACAUUUAAAUGUAAGAAUAUAUAUAUAUAUAUACUGUAUAUAUAUGUGUGUGUGUGUGUGUGUAUAUAUAUAUAUAUAUAUAUAUAUAUAUAUAUAUAUAUAUAUAUAUAUUCACAUAAAUGGAGAAUACAAAAUUAAACGUUUUAAAAUACUGUAUAGAGUUUUGAUUUAGUGGGAUGUGAUCCGAUUUGAUCCAAUCCACUUUGCUGAAAUACGACGCAAUCUGGUACAGUUCACUGUUUAAAGAAGACUUUCAUUUUAUACUUUAAAUGAUCCUAGAUCUAUAAACGUUGCACUGUUCAACUUCAUCUUUUUGUGUUGCUUUUGACAUGACGUAGAGAAGUAUGUUGUUUAGUUUAUUACUGUAUUGCAUUUACCCUCUUACAAAGAGUAAGCAAACGGACUAGUUUGUUGUGCACAAUGUCUGGCCUUACGAAAAGCAAGAUGGCACAUGACAACCAAGGGAAACUUUUGGCAGCAUCUUCAUCAGAAAUCUAAUCAUGCGAAGUUGGAUGGUCAAAAACUGAGGUGAAACACUCAUUUAAUUACAGAGCUUUUGAAUGUAUUUGGCAGGGAGUACACGUUUUUAGGUAUGUAAGUCACUGUCAUUUGAUUUUAGUUUAAAUAAAACUUUUUAAACCGUUUUAUUUGUGGAAUACUACUUGUUCCCUCAGACAUUGAUGAAUUAUUAUUCAUAUAUACAAUCUUACUGAUUUUCCUAAAAACUACUGGGUGUGAGUAUUUAGUAUUUAUGUGCAGCACUCAAACUAAUCCAUCCGGCUUUCAAAGUACCAUUUGCAGGCCACAUAUCUCUUUUUUAUCAUCCUGCGGCUUAUUCUACAGAAAUAAGAAAAUAACCUGCAUUAGAACAAGAAAAAGAAAAACUGGCCCAAAUCUACACUUCAGGAGGUGCUGCUGAGCAGGGGCUAAGGUCUGUGGCCUCUUAAUAUAUCUUCAGUUUUGCACAUACUAGAAAGAUUUGAUAAGGUGUCAAUUAUGUUAACGCUUUUUAAAAAAAGGUAAAUAAGUUGGAUAGCGAUCUCAAAGUCAAAAAAAAUAGCAAUUCAAAAUGUUGUCCUUUCUGCAUGUCAAUAUUCAGAUUAUUGCCACUGAUAUUAAUAGCAGCUGAUAUGCUUCAGUCUACAGUCUACAUUUAAAUGCACUUCCAGACCUGGCAACCUCGACAACAUUUUAUCAAUACUUACUCCUUAGACACCCUGAUUUUUGUAUGUUUUUUUAAACAUUUGUUAUUGAAUUUUGACCCACAAAACAGGAUCAAUCAAACACAUCAAAUGCCUUUCUAACCACCUCCCACCAUGCGCAUCCUCUCCCCACAAGAAAAACUUUCACGUCUACACUACAUUAAGCAGCUAUGAAAAAACAAACUGCACAGGGGGGUUGGAAAUGUGGUUAACAAGUGAAGUGCACUAAUGUAAAUGUUCAAAAGAAAAAAAGACCAUAUGGUUACAAGUUAUUAUUAGCAAAGAGCACUUAUACGCACUCAAAUAGUAGUCAAGGCAGAACCAAAUCAAAAGCCAAGGCAAGACUUCCACAAAUGCUAAUAGUAGUUCUAUUAAUAAAAGUGAGCCAAGAGCAAACCCGUUAGCAUCACUAUCUGCGUGAGGAAGAACAAGUCCAAAAAGUAUCUACAAAACUCAAAACCAGUGAAGGUGUCACAGUGUUUGAAUCGUAAAUAAAAACAGAAUACAAUGAUUUGCAAAUCCUUUUCAACUAAUAUUCAAUUAAAUAGACUGCAAUGACAAGAAAUUAAAUGUUCAAACUGAGAAACGUAUGUUUUUUUGCAACUAAUCAUUAACUUAGAAUAUAAUGGCAGCAACAAAUUGCAAAAAAGUUGGCACGGGCAUUUUUACCACUGUGUUACAUCGCCUUUCCUUUUAACAACACUCAGUAAACGUUUGGGAACUGAGGAGAUCAAUUUUUGAAGCUUUUCAGGUGGAAUUCUUUUCCAUUCUUGCUUGAUGUACAGUUUCAUUUGUUCAACAGUCCGGGGUCUCUGUUGUCGUAUUUUACGCUUCAUAAUGCGCCACACAUUUUCAAUGGGAGACAGGUCUGUACUACAGGCAGGCCAGUCUAGUACCCGCACUUUUUUUUUUUAACUACAAAGCCACGCUGUUGUAACACGUGCAGAAAACUUGGCUUGGCAUUAUCUUGCCAAGCCAAAUAUGUUGCCAUCUGGAUGGCAACAUAUGUUGCUCUAAAACCUAUAUGUACCUUUGAGCAUUAAUGGUGCUUUCACAGAUGUGUAAGUUACCCAUACCAUCACAGAUGCUGGCUUUUGAACUUUGCGUCGACAACAGUCCGGAUGGUUAUUUUCCUCUUUGAUCCGGAGGAUACAACGUCCACAGUUUCCAAAAACAGUUUGAAAUGUGGACUGGUCAGAUCACAGAACACGUUUCCACUUUGCAUCAGUCCAUCUUUGAUGAGCUCAGGCCCAGCAAAGUCUGCGGCGUUUCUGGGUGUUGUUGAUAAAUGGCUUUGGCUUUGCAUAGUAGAGUUUUAAUUUGCACUUACAGAUUACAGCAACAAACUGUAGUUACUGACAGUUGUUUUAAAAAGUGUUCCUGAGCCCAUGUGGUGAUAUCCUUUACACACUGAUGUCGCUUUUUGAUGCAGUACCGCCUGAGGGAUGAAAGGUCACGGGCAUUCAAUGUUGGUUUUCAGUCUUGCCACUUGCGUGCAGUGAUUUUAUGAUGACAUUACGGACCGUAGAUGGUGAAAUCCCUAAAUUCCUUGCAAUAGCUCGUUGAAAAUUGUUGUGCUUAAACUGUUGGACAAUUUGCUCACCUAUUUGUUCACAAAGUGGUGACCCUCACCCCAGACUUCUUUGGGAUAAUGAUUAGCCUUUUCACCUGUGGGAUGUUCCAAAUAAGUGUUUGAUGAGCAUUUUUCAACUUUCUUAGUCUUUUUUGCCACUUGUGCCAGCUUUUUUGAAACAUGUUGCAGGCAUCAAAUUCCAUAUGAACUAAUAUUUGCAAAAAAUAACAAAGUUUACCAGUUCAAACAUUUAGUAUCUUUUUUCACAGUCUAUUCAAUUGAAUAUAGGUUAAAAAGGAUUUGCAAAUCAUUGUAUUCUGUUUUUAUUUACCAACUUCACUGGUUUUGGGUUUUAUAGAUAAAGUAUCCAACGCUCUGGGAUUUGCAGUCCUUAAGGACUUGACAGCAGCAAUCAGCAAGCAUGUUUGACGGCGUCCGGUGCAACUACCAUUUUGAUAUUUUUCUCCACAAAGUCCGCGAAUCUGUGAGUCUGGCCAUUGGAUAAAGUGAUCUGCAACGUCGCCGGGAUGAAAAGUCCAAACUUAACAUUUGGACAUGAAUGGAGCUUUUUCUUCACCAUAGCAAAGGCGGCUCGUUUCCGAGCAAAAGCCAGAGUAAAGUCGGGAAUAAUGGAAAUCCUCUUGCUAAUAUAGGAUAGCGAAAAAGCCUCACCCGCCUGUCGUAGAAUUUCCUUCCGGCCCCCAAAUAAAUUAACUCGUACGAUGAGCAUCCAAGGAGGUUCACCAUCUUUAGUUAGGGCACGCAGGGUCCGGUGAGCAUGGUCCAACAUGGGCUUGUCGUCUAGCUUCAGCACAUCUUGCAAAAACUGAGCGGUAAGCUCAGUCGGACCGGGGCCCUCACAGCCCUCAGGGAGGGAUAUUAUUCCACCUAGAGCAGCCCUCCCAAUUCAUCGCAUUUUAAGAGAGGAGAUCCGCGCUGGCAGUUAACUGUUUGAUGCUUGCACAUAGUCCGGUCAACUCGUUAUUAUUAGCAGCGAGCGAUGGCCCCACUAAGGGAAAAGAGAAUGGUUCCAUAACAGCCGCUAUCUCUCCUCUGACGAGGGAUUCAAGAUUGUCGAGGAUGUCGGCUCGUAUUUCGUCUAUGUUCGAAAUGAUGCUCCUGAUAAAUGGCCAAGUCUCUAAUGCAGGGGUAGGGAACCUAUGGCUCUAGAGCCAGAUGUGGCUCUUUUGAUGACUGCAUCUGGCUCUCGGAUAAAUCUGAGCUGACACUGCUUAACACGAUAAUUAAUGACUAAUUCCACUUGUAAUCAAAAUGUUAAAAAUAACGUUCAAAAUAUUAAACAUGCUCAUGCAUUUGAAUCCAUCCAUCCUUUCUACCGCACUUGUUCAAGAAAUUGCAUGAUUUAUUUAUUAUUGUUUUUUUUUAGGGCUUUCCCUCCUGGGGGUACUUCAGACCACCAAGCACCGACAUGAAAGCCUGUUUCAGGGUUACGCUAUUUUUUUUAUUUUUCAAUAAGUCUCUCAGUUGCUUUCCAGCAAUUGUCUUUUUCUCUUUCGUUCUCGCUCGCGCUCUGGCUCCAGCUCCAACCCUGUCUCUCCUCCCGGCUGCUGCCUAUAACAGAGCGACAGGUGAUUAGAUAACAAGGCCCAAGUGGGCCAUCUGCGCACCUGUCGCUGAUUUCGAGGCCAGUCCUGGCACACCCCGCUUCGGUGCAGGCCCGCAGGCCACGCCCCUCCACAGUUAGCUUCAGAAUAUCAACGUUAUUACAAAGAAUACGAGACCUAUUAUAUUCUAGUAAUGGUGGUCUUACUUUAAAAAUGCACACAUUUAGUUGUGUUCAGUGUUGAAAAAAAAAUGAUAUGCCUGUUACAGAAAUAAAUUUUUAAAAUAUUUUAAUUCCUGGCUCUCUCAGCCAAAAAGGUUCCCGACCCCUGCUCUAAUGGACUCUUGUAUGAUUUCUGGAUCCGGAGACGCACGAGGCUUGGAGUGGCAAAAAUAGGAGCUGCGUACGGCCCUUUAGUGAACAUUAUGCUACAGUUGAAGGGUGCAGUUAGCAAAAGGGCCAAUAUGACAUCAAAAAGGUCACAUUUCCACAGAUCCCCCGCUAAGCACGCCCUCCACUGUCCAUGCUCACCCGGAAGACCCCGGACUCUGAUUUUGUACCUUUUCGUCAUUUCCUGUUGACCAUUAUGCUUAUUGUCUUUCUCACUUGUGAACAAACGAUGGAGUGUUAUUGCAUCUGGAACUAAUUAACAAAAUACGAUGGUCUUUUUUUUUUUUUUGCAAACAUUUAUCCAAAAUCGUAAAAGACCUUCAUGGAGGUGGGAUGUAAGCUUUCAGUCGUAUACACAAAGGAGAUAUUGUUCUACAGGCCGACCGCCUUUGAGGUCUGUUUAUAUUUUUUUAGAGAUGUACGUCACGCUGCGCAAGAAGGUUUGCAGGGGGAGUACUGAGCCGGUUUAGCUUUUGCUGGUUCCUACAUACAGGAGUAUAAUUUGUGAUUUAUGUCGCCAGGUCUUCACUUUGGUGUGUGUAGUGAGAGCUGGUUCCCAUUCUUUCCUAACCUCUAAACAGUGCAUCAUUGACUUCUUUUCACAGUUAACUAAUACACUCAUAAUUCAUGCCAGGUGAUGAUCAAUGUUCACGGUUGUUGCUACUGUUUAGGUUCCCCUGUAGGUUCACAUUAUUUGUUCUUCAAACUGGGGCUCUCAUGUUCUUAUUCCAUCUAUUCAAUUUUUUUUUUAAUUGGUUUUGUUUUUAAUUGCAAAUACUUCCACCAAAUGUGAGUGAAUUUGAUAAUAGUACAAAACUGUUAGUGUAAAGUGAAUAAGCAAUAAAGAUGGAGUGGUAAACAAA
Messenger RNA from Nerophis ophidion (straightnose pipefish), 9931 nucleotides. It is a transcript of the gene zer1, whose product is annotated as zyg-11 related, cell cycle regulator. Lineage: Eukaryota; Metazoa; Chordata; Actinopteri; Syngnathiformes; Syngnathidae. The coding region runs from base 477 to 2828 and encodes 783 amino acids. The record is from RefSeq and is a predicted model, not a curated record. Gene Ontology annotation, molecular function: protein binding. Gene Ontology annotation, cellular component: Cul2-RING ubiquitin ligase complex. The transcript has 16 exons.